Molecule: messenger RNA, 3931 nt
Organism: Onychomys torridus (southern grasshopper mouse)
Lineage: Eukaryota; Metazoa; Chordata; Mammalia; Rodentia; Cricetidae
Gene: Pip5k1a
Product: phosphatidylinositol-4-phosphate 5-kinase type 1 alpha
Exons: 16
Coding region: 414-2099 (561 amino acids)
Biological process (GO): phosphatidylinositol metabolic process
Molecular function (GO): phosphatidylinositol kinase activity
Source: RefSeq, a predicted model, not a curated record
CCUUGGCCGCCCACCCUGAGCGGAGCGGUGGAGUUGGCGAUAAACAGGCUGCGGCUGGGGAGCAGGGGGAGGGGGCACGGGCUUUCGGAGGACUCCUGCCGCCUGCUUUUUCCUUUAGGGGCGUUUGAGCGGGGCCGCGGGGCCGCGGGCAGCCGGCUUGGGUGCCGCUGCCUUGUGAGAGAAGGUAGCUUUCGCGGGGAGCAGUUAGGUUGCUAGGAGGGUGAGCGACGGCGGCUCUCCCCCAUGCCGGGCGAGUGGUGCGGCCCUGAGCGGGUCCUGGAGCCUGGACGACGCCUGUGAGAAGCCCGCAGAACGCGGGUUCUGUGAAGAGACGUGGGGAAGAUUCGAUUCCGAGAAAAGGAAGAGCCGACUUGAAAGGGAGCGAGGCCGCUGACGGGGAGGGGGCGGCCAAGAUGGCGUCCGCCUCCUCUGGGCCAGCGGCGGCCGGGCUUUCGUCCCUGGACCCCGGGGUCCCUGCCGGCACCUCAGGUUUCAACUUUCUGUGCUGUGGGGUCCACCGUAAGAGAGCAGCAGCAUCUGGAAUCAGGAGAGCCACGGGAUCUGAGGUACCAUAUGCCUCUGUCAUGCCUGUCAAGAAAAUAGGCCACCGAGGUGUUGAUUCCUCUGGAGAGACUACAUAUAAAAAGACAACUUCAUCAGCCUUGAAAGGUGCCAUCCAGUUAGGCAUUACCCACACUGUGGGCAGCCUGAGUACCAAGCCCGAGCGAGAUGUCCUCAUGCAAGACUUCUACGUGGUGGAGAGUAUCUUCUUUCCCAGUGAAGGGAGCAACCUGACACCAGCUCAUCAUUACAAUGACUUUCGUUUCAAGACCUAUGCACCUGUUGCCUUCCGUUACUUUCGAGAGCUAUUUGGCAUCCGACCUGAUGAUUACUUGUACUCCCUUUGCAGUGAGCCAUUGAUUGAACUCUCCAACUCUGGAGCUAGUGGUUCCCUCUUCUAUGUGUCCAGUGAUGAUGAGUUCAUCAUUAAGACAGUCCAGCAUAAGGAAGCAGAAUUUCUGCAGAAGUUGCUUCCGGGAUACUACAUGAAUCUUAACCAAAACCCUCGAACUUUGCUGCCUAAAUUCUAUGGACUGUACUGUGUGCAAGCCGGCGGCAAGAACAUACGGAUUGUGGUGAUGAACAAUCUCUUACCUCGGUCGGUCAAAAUGCAUAUGAAAUAUGACCUGAAGGGUUCAACUUACAAACGGCGAGCUUCUCAGAAAGAACGAGAGAAGCUUCUCCCCACCUUUAAAGACCUGGACUUCCUACAAGAUAUCCCUGACGGUCUUUUUUUAGAUGCUGACAUGUACAGUGCUCUGUGUAAGACUCUGCAGCGUGACUGUUUGGUGCUACAGAGCUUCAAGAUAAUGGACUAUAGCCUCCUGAUGUCAAUCCACAAUAUGGAUCACGCACAGCGAGAGCCCGUGAACACUGAAACCCAGUGCGCGGUUGACACCCGCAGACCAGCCCCCCAGAAGGCUCUCUAUUCCACAGCUAUGGAGUCCAUUCAGGGCGAGGCUCGACGGGGUGGCACUGUGGAGACUGAGGACCACAUGGGUGGCAUCCCUGCCCGGAAUAACAAAGGGGAAAGGCUCCUGCUUUACAUUGGCAUCAUUGAUAUUCUACAGUCUUACAGGUUUGUUAAGAAGUUGGAGCACUCAUGGAAAGCACUGGUACAUGACGGGGACACAGUAUCAGUGCAUCGUCCAGGCUUCUAUGCUGAGCGGUUCCAGCGCUUCAUGUGCAACACAGUAUUCAAGAAGAUUCCCUUGAAGCCUUCUCCUUCCAAAAAGUUUCGGCCUGGCUCGUCUUUCUCUCGGCGAUCAGGCCCCAGCGGCAACUCCUGCAUUACUCACCAGCCGUCGGUCUCUGGGGAACACAGAGCACAAGUGACAACUAAGGCGGAAGUGGAGCCAGAUGUGCACCUUGGGCGUCCUGAUGUCUUACCUCAGACUCCACCUUUGGAGGAAAUCAGUGAGGGCUCACCUCUUCCUGGCCCCAGUUUCUCACCUGUAGUUGGAGAACCUUUGCAAAUACUAAAUUUGAGUUCAACCUUGGAAAAGCUUGAAGUUGCAGAGUCCGAGUUCACCCAUUGAGCAGUGAUCCUCGGAAGACCUGAGACAGGACUCAACUGUCGCUUUGAUCCCGAGAUGUCAGCCCUUGCCCCAGGAAUGCUGAGCCAUCUUCUCGGUCAUCAGAAGAGGAGAGAAGCAUGGAGCUAGCAGGGCUCUCCAACAUGCCUCCCUCCACUGGGCAUCAGUGCCUCUGACAGUUGGACAGCAGAGUCCCCACCACUCCAGGAUUGGGCGGCAUGAAUUAUCCCUGGGCCAGUCAUGGCUUCUGUGACUGAAUGUUUUCAAACCCCAUUCUUUGUGCUGAUGUGGGGCUGCUGGACGAGGUGAUUUUCUCUCUUCACCUUUCACCUGGAGCUGGACUCUUAACUUCCUCAGGACAGACUAGCUGGACAUCGUUCCCACACUCGCUCUUCCCUCUGGUCUUUGAGAAGACCCCAGUGAAUUUUAUUAUAAAGGUUUUCUGUGGGAGGCUAGGGAUGAGCCUACUCCCAGCCUUCUUUCUUCCUUACAAAGGAAAAGAACAAACAGACAUUCUGUGGAAGUCUAGAGUGUCAGGACGCCCUAGUGUGUGCAGCAGAAGGACUGGACUGCCCUGCCAGCAGCUGCUCUCCCUUAGGGCUGAGGGCGUAGAGAGGGCAUGGCCACCUGUCCCCUUUGUGAAGAGAGGGCAGCCAUGCCGGGAGAGUAGACCUUCUGAGCAGGGCUCUACUCACUGCCAGGUCAUACAGUUACUAUUUUGCAAUUUGGAAUGUAUUCUAAUAGUUUUUCUAAAUAUAAAGAAUUAUCAGAUGAUUUUAGACCAUUCUCCAAAGGAGAUUUCUUUGUUCUUCCCUUAUUUUCCAACAGUAUUCUGCUCUUUGUGGAGCUAUGGUGGAGGGAGACAUUUGUGUCUGUUUAACAGGCAGUCGUAUCUAUGAGGCUAGAGAAUAUUUUCUUAAACUUCUGGGGAGCUGCAGACUUCCCUCAGUAGGGUGAUUGCCGUGCCCCCUGGCCUGCCCCCCUGCUCUGUGUAGAGAAGCUGGAAGUGGGGUCUCACAAGCCCUCUCCUCUCUCCCAGGGUUGUGGUUCAUCUGGUCCUGGCCUAUGGGGCAGUACAUGGUGUUUCAGGCAGGCUGUUGAAAUCUCAUGUUGUUACUUCUCCAACCCAUCCCACCUUGAUAGCAAGUUAGUCUAUCCCCCAAGUAACUGUCUAUAUUAGACACCCCCAGCCAGUUUCUCUGGCUGCCUGUCUUUGCUGCCAUGUUCUUUUUUACAAGAAGGAAAGAAACAAUUCUUGCUAUUUUUUUCAUAAUUUACUAUUUAUGAUGUAUUUAAGUGUUUUAUUCAGGACAGAGUUCUGUAAGGGGUGGGAGGGAAUAUCUGAGGGCGGGCUGGGACUUAGGGAAUGGACAUGGGGAGUCAACAUUUUUAUGGAGUGUUACUAUUUGUCUCUACUUUGUAUUGUUGAAAAAUGACAAAUGCAAUAUAAAAAGUAAUAAAUACCUGGUUUUAAUGUAUUAAAACUCUAUCAGUUAUUUAGACCCAUUUUUAAAUAUUUUGAUUAGCCUGAUAGUGAUGGCUUUAUUACAUUUUCAUACAUGUACAUAAAAUACAUGAUCAUUCUCUUGCACUCACUGUUUGUGAAGUAAAUGUUAAACUGGUGGUCAACUUGUAAUAGUUGACUCAAGACUGGAGAGAUUUGGUGAUAAUAGUCUUAGAGGCUGGUUCUCAGUUACAGUGGAGGAGCUGGUGGAAAGAUGAGGCUAAGACCAUUGAACAGUGAAGUAGAGCUAGAGGUAUGGAAAUUUCCCAAGGUCACCUUCUUGAAGAAGGCAAUCAUGCUGAUAUACAAAGACAGUCUUUAUAUGAUGACC